AAAGAAGAGGGACGUGGCAGUAAAGAGAGAGAAUCUAUUUCCGGUAGAGAGAUCUCGAUAUCGACAGAAGAAGAAGAAGCUAUCAGAAACGAAACUACUCCAUCAGUUUCUCUGUUUUGUCUUUCUGCUCCUUCACACCUCCAAAAGUCAAACUAGCUCUUUUUGAAAAUUUAGAGUCUUUUAUUAUUUUUUUGUCGGUCAGGAUGAUAGGCCGGAUCCUCGCCGAAAUCAUGGAGAGUCGGGCGGUGGGUGCAGCAGGUGACUCAGUUCUGGGUACAAUCAAAAUCGCCGUCAUGCCUAUAGCUAAAGUGUUCACUAUGUGCUUCUUGGGUCUUCUCAUGGCUUCUAAGUACGUCAAUAUCUUGCCUCCCUCUGGCCGCAAGCUCUUGAACGGGUUGGUCUUCUCGCUUUUGCUUCCCUGCUUGAUCUUCUCCCAGCUCGGACAAGCUGUUACUCUCCAGAAGAUGCUUCAAUGGUGGUUCAUUCCGGUGAACGUUGUUCUUGGUACAAUCUCAGGGUCGUUAAUUGGCUUACUUGUUGCCACCAUUGUUCGUCCUCCUUACCCUUAUUUCAAGUUCACCAUCAUACAAAUCGGAGUUGGUAAUAUUGGUAAUGUUCCUCUUGUGUUACUAGCGGCUCUCUGUAGGGACACUUCCAACCCCUUUGGUGACUCUGAAAAAUGCAGCAUUGAUGGCACUGCUUACAUCUCUUUUGGUCAAUGGGUUGGUGCUAUCAUCCUCUACACAUAUGUGUACCAGAUGUUAGCUCCUCCUCCUGAAGGGUUUGAUGGUGAACAAGAUAACCUUCCUUUAAAAAACCUUCCACUAGAUUCCCCUGCUCCAGAGCAAGUCCCCUUGCUUACUCAAACUCACGCUAAGGACGUUUCACCUGCUCGAGUUCACCUCCCUGUACAGAACACCGAGCCUAAAGCAAGAGUAGAUUCAAGGAAAAGCAAGAUUACACAGAUCCUUGUUUUCCUCUAUGAGAAGUUGAAACUGAAGCAAAUUAUCCAACCUGCAAUAGUUGCUUCAAUUCUUGCCAUGAUACUUGGUGCAAUACCAUUCACCAAGAAGUUGAUCUUCACAAACGGUGCACCUCUUUUCUUCUUCACAGAUAGCUGCAUGAUUCUUGGGGACGCCAUGAUACCAUGUAUACUGCUGGCACUUGGUGGGAAUCUCAUCAACGGACCAGGAAGUUCAAGACUUGGUUUCAAGACAACAGCGGCGAUUAUAUUUGGACGGUUGGUGUUGGUGCCACCGGUAGGACUAGGGAUAGUGACAUUAGCAGACAGACUUGGGUUCCUUCCAGCUGGUGACAAGAUGUUCAAGUUUGUGUUGCUCUUACAGCACACAAUGCCUACCUCUGUGCUGUCUGGAGCUGUUGCUAACCUUAGAGGCUGUGGAAGAGAAUCGGCUGCUGUGCUCUUCUGGGUUCACAUUUUCGCCAUCUUCUCAAUGGCUGGAUGGAUGGUGCUGUAUAUCAACAUACUCUUCUAAACACAUCCUGCUUCUCCCACAUUCAUCUCACACUAUGCUGUAAAUACAAGGGCAUCUUCAUAUGUGCCUCAACCACCCUAAGAUUAGUUUUUUUUUUCUUUUACUUUCUUGUGUAAAUGUGAGUUUAUAACUCUUACCGACUACUGCAACAUGAACUGAGAACCCUUUCUUUUCUCUGAAUAAAUUAAAAAUUAUAUAA
Molecule: messenger RNA, 1695 nt
Organism: Raphanus sativus (radish)
Lineage: Eukaryota; Viridiplantae; Streptophyta; Magnoliopsida; Brassicales; Brassicaceae
Product: protein PIN-LIKES 6
Exons: 9
Coding region: 204-1496 (430 amino acids)
Biological process (GO): endoplasmic reticulum to cytosol auxin transport
Cellular component (GO): membrane
Source: RefSeq, a predicted model, not a curated record